Angiostrongylus costaricensis is the source of this 885-nucleotide messenger RNA. The record is from the annotation of a GenBank genome assembly. NCBI's taxonomy places the organism in Eukaryota, Metazoa, Nematoda, Chromadorea, Rhabditida, Metastrongylidae.
AUGCCAGGUUAUCGCAAUGGCCAACGAUCACUGCUUACCGUUGACGACUUUCGUCUGGAAGCUGCGUUGAAAUUGAGUAAGAUGGCCAGCGAUUACUAUGAAGCAGGAGCUGAUGAGCAGUUGACGUUAGCCCGAAAUGAGAACGCCUACCGUAGACUGCUCAUUCGUCCACGAUGCCUACAAGACGUAUCGAAACCGGACACAUCUGUAGGGUGGUUCGGAAGGAAACACAGUUUUCCUAUCGGAAUCGCGCCAACAGCUUUUCAUCGUAUGGCUCAUAAAAGCGGUGAAUUGAGUACGCUCUACGUAUACAAAGAGCGAUCAAUCGCUUCAGCACUCGUUUGCCGAGCUGAACAAUCAGGAUACAAGGCGAUAGUUUUAACGGUGGAUACUCCAGUUCUCGGAAGACGUCUAAUCGAUGCAAGGAAUGGAUUUACUCUUCCGGAUGGAUUAAACACUAAAGUUGGAGAAUCUGGAUUCAUGCAUUACGUCUCCAGUCAGAUCGAUUCCACAUUGGACUGGUCUGUUGUAGACUGGUUGCUAAGGACAACAAGACUCCCAGUGCUCGUGAAAGGCAUAAUGCGAGGUGAUGAUGCAGACGAAGCUGUACGACGAGGAGUACAGGGCAUCAUCGUUUCGAACCACGGAGGACGACAAAUAGACAGCGCGCCGGCGACUAUAGAGGUCCUGCCUGAAGUCGUACGAGCUGUACUAGGAAGAGUCCCAGUGUUCAUCGAUGGUGGGAUUCGAAACGGCCGUGACAUUUUCAAAUCGAUAGCACUAGGAGCUAGUGGAGUGUUCGUCGGACGUCCCAUACUCUGGGGUCUUUCGGUCGAUGUAAGUCUUGUUCUCAUAAAUUUCUUAAUCUCACGUAAAGAAACUUAA